This is a messenger RNA of Culex pipiens pallens (northern house mosquito), 2314 nucleotides long. RefSeq names its product acetyl-coenzyme A transporter 1-like. The record is from RefSeq and is a predicted model, not a curated record. Gene Ontology annotation, molecular function: acetyl-CoA transmembrane transporter activity. Gene Ontology annotation, cellular component: membrane. Lineage: Eukaryota; Metazoa; Arthropoda; Insecta; Diptera; Culicidae.
AAAAACGAAACGUCACUCGCCCUCAAAGCGAAAACAACUUUCGCGACUCUUCCGUGUCUAUUUUUGUUCGCGAUCGCCUGAUUUUUGUGCGGUGGCCUGACCUGGCCCACACACGCUGGACGCGACGGGUCAAUCGUCUGCACUAACGCAACAACAUUCCGUUUUUACUCUGAGAAAUCCGUCGGAACAGCGUUGAAACAAAAAAGGGUGACGUGUACCUUCUUCUGGGCGGAGGAGAAGACGAGCGAGCGAAACCGGGUUGACCGUUGCGAACCCGCGAAUGAUUGUAACGGGACCAGCACCACCAGCAAGAAACAGAACCAGCGAUGGGUGUCCGGAAGCGGCCCGCGGAGAAGGAGCAGCUGCUUGUGGCCAAAGGAACCGUUGAUGGCGUUGUCCAUGAAGAGGACAAACACGAGCAGAGCGACCUGCGCGGCGACUGGGGCAACAUUGCCAUCCUGUUCUUUCUGUACCUGCUGCAGGGCAUUCCGAUCGGGCUGGCGGCGGCCAUCCCGAUGAUGUUGCAGAAUCGCGGCGCCAGCUACAAACAACAGGCCGAGUUCAGCUUCGCCCACUGGCCGUUCAGUAUGAAGCUGCUGUGGGCGCCGAUCGUCGAUUCGUUGUACUGGUCGCGCUUUGGCCGGCGCAAGUCCUGGCUCAUCCCGACGCAGUACCUGAUCGGGUUGUUUAUGCUGAUCCUUAGCCUGCACGUGAACCGCUGGCUGGGCAACUCCGAGGGAGACGAUGUGGCGUCCCACGUCGCGCCCAACAUUCCCAUCCUGACGGUGAUCUUUUUCGCGCUGAACUUUCUCGCCGCCACGCAGGACAUUGCGUGGGCGCUGACGAUGCUGAAGCGUUGCAACGUGGGUCACGCGUCCACUUGUAACAGCGUUGGCCAGACGGCCGGAUACUUCUUGGGCUACGUGGCGUUCAUGGCGCUGGAAUCGGCCGAGUUUUGCAACAGCUAUCUGCGCUCGGAACCGGCGGAUGAAGGCCUAGUGACACUGCCGGGCUUCCUCUGGUUCUGGGGAUUGGUGUUCCUAGUGACGACCACGUUGGUAGCUUUGCUAAAACGUGAAUCGCUGCCCAGCGCCGAACGUGGCCACGAGGAAAGCGUAGAUCUCAACAUCAAGCAAACGUACCGCCUUCUGCUGGACAUCAUCAAAAUGAAGCCCAUCCUCAUCCUAACUGCCAUUCUACUAACGGUCAAAAUCGGAUUCGCCGCCUGCGACGCCGUCAGCUCCCUCAAGCUAAUCGACGCCGGCGUUCCCAAAGACAAACUGGCCCUCCUCGUCGUUCCCCUCGUCCCGCUCCAGAUCGUCCUCCCGCUCGUCAUCAGCAAGUAUACCACCGGCCCACGACCCAUGGAAGUCUACCUCAAAGCUAUCCCGUACCGGAUCGCACUCACCCUGCUGGCCGCGGCCGUCGUCUGGUUCACCCCGGCCAUGAUCUAUGACCACCACGUCCCGUACUACUACUAUCUGAUCCUGCUGACCAACUACGGCCUGUAUCAGAUCGCUCUCUACAGUAUGUUUGUUGCGGUGAUGGCGUUCUUCGCGCGAAUCAGCGACCCGGCCGUCGGCGGAACGUACAUGACGCUGCUCAACACGCUGAGCAACCUGGGCGGGAACUGGCCCACCACCGUGGUGCUGUGGAUGGUCGACGUGCUGACGUGGCGGAGUUGCACGAACAACGAGCAGAACGAUUGUGCCGGGAGCGUGGAGCAGGAGGCUUGCACCACCACCGGCGGCAAGUGCCGCAUCGACGUCGACGGGUACUACAUCGAGAUCGGCGUCUGUCUGGUGUACGGCAUCCUGUGGUACGCCUGGGGCAAGCACCAGAUCCGCUACCUGCAGAGCUUGCCGCUGAAGGCGUGGCGCGUCGUCCGGCUCCAGAAGGCGCACUCGAGUUAGCAAUUAAUGCAGCUUAUUUGAAGGACCAAACCGACCACCGAUAAACGUCACACGGGAGGACAGGUGUAGAUUGUUGAGUUUUUUAAGUAGACGAAAUUUUGAGUUAAAUUAUUAUUUUUUCACUUUAUUUUGUUUUAAAUAGUGCUUAAAUUUUACGUCGUGUGCGCGCAAAGGAAAAAAGCGGGAAGACACUUGGUUUUGAACGAAAGUGUGAGUUUUGUGCACAAAUUCCACGAAGCAAACAUCCAUUCGCAAUUUGAUUAUUCCAACGAGAGAGAGAAGGGGGUAGAGCAUUUUUUCUCACCGUAAUGUUUUUACAAAUAUGUAGCAAAGCUAUGUGAUUUUGAUCCACUUUGUGUAAGAUAUUAAGAUAUUCCAUAAAAGAACGAGUGAACACGAAA